UCUAAAGGGGAGACGAUAGGACAAAAAAAAAAAAAAAAAAAAAAAAAAAAGUGAUGAUGAUGAAUACAUUGGAAAGUUUUUUGGCCCCAGCGAGGGUGUCAGAUUGAAUGGCCUGUGCGCAUGUGCGAAGGUGUCCAAACUGACAAUGCUGGUGAGAUGAAGAUAGUGUUGUUGCUGCUUCUGGGCUCACGGAGGACGACGAGAGGAAUCUACAAGCCGACAAGAUGAGAUCCAAGGCGAGGGCGAGAAAACUGGCAAAAAAUGACAGUGAGCCAGUGGACAGCAUGUAUGACACAGAGGCCAACCUCCCGGGUUUAGCAGCUGGCAGCGGAGGUAGUGCUGACAGCCCAGAAGACGACGCAGAAGACAGUAUCAUCAACAUGUCCCCUUUGCCCUCACCGACUCCUUCCCAUCCAAACAACAACCAUCACCACCUGCUGCAUCCUCACAUCUACACCUCCCACCACCUCCAUAACAAUAGCAGCAGCAGCAAUGACCAGGACUUCACCACACCUAAGGAAGGCUCACCCUAUGAAGCGCCUGUCUACAUUCCUGAUGACAUUCCCAUUCCCAGUGAACUGGAGCUGCGGGAGUCCUCUGUGCCAGGUGCUGGCCUAGGGGUAUGGGCUAAAACCCGCAUUUGUGCUGGUGAGAGGUUUGGUCUGCACAACGCAAAGCAUCAUGGGGCCACAGGCAAAGACAUCUCCUUCGGAUGGGAGCAGAUGAUGAAUGACCAUGAAGAUGACUCUCCUGACAGCUGCAUCAAAAAGGUGGUGGAUGACAUGGGUAACGUCAAGUUUUCACUGGACACAGGCCCGGACGCCAACAGCAACAGCUGGCUCAAAUACGUCCGCUCUGCCCCGUCAUUUGAGGAGCAGAAUCUCGCCGCAUGUCAUCUCACAGGAGACCAGAUUUAUUAUAAAGCUGUCCGGGACAUCGAAGCAGGGGAGGAGCUUUUAGUGUAUAUGAAGGACGGUAUUUUCCCCGAGGGAUCCAUGGCACCUAACCUACAAGACGAGCAGAUGUACCGCUGUGAAGACUGUGAUGAGCUGUUCUCCUCAACACUUGAGCUGCGGCGGCAUCAGAAGUACUCGUGCUCCAGUGCAGGUGCCAUCUUUGAUGCACUAAGAGAUGACUUCAAACAAGAACGUGAAGACAGCGAUGAGCCUGUUCACGAGUGCAAAGACUGUGAGAAGAUUUUCCCAAACGAAUACAGUCUUGGGCAGCAUAUGAUAGUUCAUACAGAGGAGCGGGAGUACAAGUGUGACCAGUGCCCCAAAGCCUUCAACUGGAAGUCCAACCUCAUCCGCCACCAGAUGUCACAUGACAGUGGCAAGCGCUUUGAGUGUGAAAACUGUGAUAAGGUACAGCACACCCAGCACGUGUUCACAGAUCCCAGCAACCUGCAGCGCCACAUCCGCUCCCAGCAUGUGGGGGCACGGGCUCACACAUGCCCUGAAUGUGGCAAGACCUUUGCCACUUCAUCAGGCCUCAAGCAGCAUAAGCACAUCCACAGUAGUGUCAAACCUUUUAUCUGCCCUGAUGGGCUUUGUCUUUUUGCUCCCCCAGGCGAGGUGUGCCACAAAUCGUACACCCAGUUCUCCAACCUCUGCCGCCACAAGCGUAUGCAUGCUGACUGCCGUACCCAGAUCAAGUGUAAGGACUGCGGGCAGUUGUUCAGCACUACCUCUUCCCUCAACAAGCACCGUCGCUUUUGUGAGGGCAAAAACCAUUACGGCUCUCCACCUGGGAUGUUCAACCCUGGCAUCCCGAUGAGCUCCAGCCCCAUCAUGGCUAAAGCAAAGUCCCACCACCCCCACCUUCCAGGUCUAAACCAAUCAGGUUUAGGCUUCACUGACUAUUUUCCCUCAAGACCUCAUCCUCAUGCUGGCUUGCCCUUCUCUCCAGGACCCCAUGGCUUCCCAUCCCUCCCACAUGGAUUCCCAGGUAUAUUCCCCCCUUCACUGUAUCCACGACCACCAUUAUUACCAGCUAGUCCGCUGAUAAAGAGCCCACUGGGCAACAGCAGUCAGGAAGUGAAGCUUCCUCGGAGUCCCUUAGAUGCUCCUCCUCUGUCCCUUGUUAGCUCCACAAACAGCAAUGGAGUUAACAAUUCAAGUAAACUGGAAGACAAAGAAAAGGAGAACAAACUUGAUUUGUCUUUGAGUGGAGAAGCCAAGUCUAAAUCUAAGAUGGCAGACAUGUCUGACGGUAGCGACCUUGAAGAUGUUAAUACCACGAGUGGGACAGAUUUGGACACUACCACUGGUACUGCUUCAGGUGAUGGGUCUGACCUAGAGAGUGAAGGAGAGAGUGAACGUGAACGUAGUGGUAAAAGGAGGAAGCCAUCUGGCACGGUAUUAAGUCAAGAAGCAAACCAGUUAGAAGAUACAAACAGUGUGUUGAUGUCAGCCGUGUCUAGUUCAGGGAACCUCUCUAUUGAUCGUCCAUUUCUUGCUGCUGCAUCAUCCCAGCACUCCUUCUUCCCUCCACCUGAUGAUCAAGCCCUCCCACCCACCACCACAAACACCAAUGCAGUCACAACGGAUUCCAUCAAAGCCAUUGCUUCUAUUGCUGAAAAAUAUUUUGGUCCAGGUUUGAUUGGACUUCAUCAGGAGAAGAAGAUGGGCCCACUGCCCUACCAUUCCAUGUUUCCUUUUCAAUUCCUACCUAACUUUCACAACUCCCUCUAUCCCUUUAGCACUGACCGAGGCAAUCUCAAUCCUAGCAUGUUCUUUAAACCUGAACCUAAGUCCCCUCGUGAGCAGCUGCACAAGAUGGUUUCAAGUUCCCCUGCAGCUCCUGCUCCUACUGCAGAGUCUCCAUUUGAUCUCACCACAAAACCCAAGGAGGCCAAGUUAACUCCUCCAACCCCAACAACAAACCCCUCAAACCUCAACAGCAGUACUGGGAGCAGUAGUGGACCUGUAGCAAUUUCUAGCAGUGAAGAACAGCCACUGGACCUCAGCAUUGGCAGCAGGAACCGCAGUGGUCAUAAUGGUGUGCCAGCCGAGACUCAGAAUCGAAAGAACCACAUCUAUGGACCUGGGAAAGGGGCCUCUAUUAAGGAUGAAACUCUAUCUGGUUUUCCACACCCUCAUUCGCAGUCAUUGCACCAAUCCUCCAUCAAUCACCACCAGCAGCCACAGGCACAGCCACACCAGCCACCACCCCUGCACUACGCCAAGCCCUCAGCAUUUUUCAUGGACCCCAUCUACAGCAGGGUGGAGAAGAGGAAGCUCCUCGAUCCGGUUGGAGCUCUGAAGGAGAAGUUCCUCAGGCCUUCACCACCACUCUUCCAUCCACAGAUGUCAGCCAUGGAGAAUAUGACAGAGAAGCUUGAAAGCUUUGGUGCACUAAAACUGGACACGCCGCCCAAUUCACUGCAACACUCGGCCCAUCCACUGUUCAACUUUCGCUCACCCCCACCUUCCCUAUCAGACGCCAUCCUUCGCAAAGGCAAGGAACGCUACGCCUGCAGGUACUGUGGGAAAAUCUUUCCCCGUUCAGCAAAUCUCACCAGACAUUUACGAACACACACAGGGGAGCAACCCUACAGGUGUAAAUACUGUGACCGCUCAUUCAGCAUCUCAUCCAAUCUUCAACGCCACGUCCGCAAUAUCCAUAACAAAGAGAAACCCUUCAAGUGUCACCUGUGCAAUCGCUGCUUCGGUCAGCAAACCAAUCUCGACCGCCAUCUCAAGAAGCAUGAGCAUGAGAACAUUCCUGUGAGCCAACAGUCUGGGAUGCUUUCCACCCUAGGAACUACCAUAUCUUCUCCAAACUCCGAGCCAGACAAUCAUGCACUUUUGGACGAGAAAGAGGUGUCGUACUUCUCAGAAAUCCGUAACUUCAUUUCCAACAGUGAGAUGAACCAGGCCUCCAGCUCCACAGAUAAGAGGUCAGACCAGCCUGAGGAGGAGCGCCCACCCAGCCACAGUUUGUCCAACUCCAAACUGGGACUCCAGGGGCUUGAGGAGGAUGAAGAGGAAGUGGAGGGUGAUGAUGAGGAAGAAGAAGAAGGCAGCCUGACAGAGAAGUCGCAUGACGAUGCGCCAGAGUCCCCGUCUCCUGUUACAGCGGGAGUGUAUGAGGAUGAUGAAGAAGAGGAGGAUACGGAGACGGCUCCAUUAGCAAUGAGCUAUGAACACACUCGCAGGUGUAUAGAGGAGGAAGGCUCUCUCCUGGACCUGGAGGGUCUGCCCACCUUUCCCAAGAGCCUGGACGGUUUACGUAAAGCAGCCAGUGACGAGCAGCCCUUUGACGUUAAAGACAUAUUUAACACUUCUCUAGAAUCUGAGGCAUUGAAAGAGACAUUGUACAGACAGGCUAAAACCCAGGCUUAUGCAAUGAUGCUGUCUCUCUCAGAGAACAACCCUUUGCACGCGCCCUCCCAGAACUCUCUGGACGCUUGGCUGAGCUUGGGAGGUGGACCGUCUGAGACGAGCAGCUUUCACCCACUCAACCACAUCUAGGCAAAGAGAGAUGGACAGAAGGUGGGAGGAAGAGUAGGAGGAACAUUAGUUUCACAAAUGGAUAGAAACUAGAGAAUGAGUGGACAUUAAAUAAUGGAAGAUGUGGCGGCCGGAGAAGAAUUCAUUGUCACAUACAUUUAAGAUAGAGAGAAUGAGUUUGUGUGGUUAUGUGUACGUUCACCUGUUUGUGUGUUUGUGUGAAAGAGAUAAAGGAGGGAGAGAUUGUCCCUAAGUGAGGGGUCAUGCAAGACUCUGUCCGAGAGAAAGCACUGCUAUGCUCCUGUCGAUGUGAAGGACACCAUGAAUGCUUCUCAGUAGCAUUGAAACUGCAUAACUCUGAAUCCUCCUUAAGUGCACAAGGCUCAAUGCAUCAUCACAGACACCCUGAAUAAGGCUUUCAUAAAGACACUUAAUGACUGACAUGUCUCUAAAGUCUGUGUUUAAUAGCUACUACAAGUCUUGUAGCUUUGGCAUUGCAAGUCCACAAGGUGGCACUGUUUGAGCAAGACAACAGUGGCUGUGUGCACAAUCCUAUGGACGUUUUCCUCCACCAAUCAUGGGCAACUGCUUUUGUUGCAGUUUUAAUUGCAGAAUCAGCAACAACAGCAAAAUAUUCAGAUCCAGUAGACUAUUGAUUUUUCAGUGAUUACACAAAGAAUGAUGUCCAAUGUUCAAAUGUUCUUUUAAUGAUCUGUCUGGGCCACUAGUCAUUGUAAUUGGUAACUAAAUUUGAUCACACUUAAAAGUAACUCUGAUCAUGCUUAAAAAAAAAUAAAAUAAAAGUCUUUCUCUGUUUAUCACAUCAUCAUUUGUUAAUUGUAUUUAGUUUCCUUCAUGUUAGAUACCACAGUAUUUCUUUGUUGGCACCACAGUGCUAAAUUAUUAAUAUAAUUAUUUUAGAGAAGGACCAAAAUUGUAUGAUGUCAUAUGAUGUAAAAAAAUAAUAAUGAUAACCUAGAUGUUCAUAGUAAGAGUGGUAUGUGCCAAAUAACCCAUAGAAAAUGUUUUGUUCUCUGACAAUCAUUUCAUUUCCAAGGGGCUCACAUUUGCUGUCAGUUCUUUUUUUUUCUUUUUUCCCUAUUAUGUGCUUAUAUAUUUGAUUUAAAAAAUGUGUGUAUGUAUUUAUUUUUUGUCGUUUUGUCAUGACUGUAGGAGUGAAAUGAAGAGAAGUCUUUUUUUAUCCCUCUUUUCUUGAAGGAAUAAUCACCAUCAAAACCCAGAGGAGAUUUUGAAUCUCUGGUUUUGACAGGUUAGUGUGCCAAAAUGAAAAUACCCCAUGAAAUAAAUUGUUGUUAUUUAUAGUGACAGAUGGUUGUAGUUAGUUUUAGAAUCCUGUCUGGCAUAGAAGCAUCCCAAGGUGUUUAGUCAUUUUUUUAUUUGCUUCACUUUUAGAAUUCUACCCUGUAUGCUGAACACAUCUUGUUUAAAUUGAUCUAACUAACUAAACACUCUGAAGUCAGACUUGGAAAACUUUCACUCUGAAUGUCAGUAAAAGGGCAUUAUGUUGUCACUUUUUAAUCUGAAUUUAUGCUACAUUAAGCUCUCUUUUCUCUCUGUUUGGCAUUCAUUACUUGUAGUGUAACCAACAACUUUUAUUCAUAAAAUGAUUUGUCUGUUUUUACUGUACAUGGUCCAAACCUUUAAAGCUCACAAUCACAAAUGAAUAUACAUGACAGACUCGCUGGUUACACAAAGAGAAAGGCAAGCGCUCAUGACACCAAAACCUUGGAUAGCAUUAAAAUGAACAUCAUAGUUCUGCUGGUCGGUCCAUCUAAAUGUGCAAAAGAAAAAAAAGUCUAGUUGAUUCUAGAUUGGGACAAUUAAAACACUUGACAAUGUUUUAACUCUUCCCUGUUUAUCUUCUGAGAUCAUACUGAAAGCCCAUUCCAUGUGAUACAAAAAAGUAGCUCAGUCAUGGAUGGCAUGUGUAAUUUACUGUAGAUAGCUGUGGGAGGUGGAGGUGAGCAUUGUUGAUCACUGUUCCUCCACGCAAACUUUCAGAACCAGGCCCGAUGCUGUAUUUUCAAACUAGCACUUAAACCAUGUGGGUCCAAGCCAAAAAACUGAUCCGGCUUCGGUCUUUUGGUAGAAUAAGAACACAGAUACAUUUUUCAGAUGUUCUAACAUUCAUUAGGUGGCCAAGUUGGGCUUAACAUGGAGAGAUAAGAAAAACAGAAGCACUGUAAUUUUUCCUCACAACAGCAAGUGGUAGUGAUGCUGGGACUGCUGCAUCAUCUCAUUUUUUCUAAAGACAGGAGUCUUUUUAUAAUUCUACUGAAUGAGAUUCCAUUCAUGGUAAAGACGUUGUUUUCCAACUUGUGGUUACAAAAUGUAAAGACUUGGGUCACUAUGUAGUAAUUCAUGUCAUGGACUACUGUAAUAAGUACGCGCUGUGUAAAGCAAAUAAAUUGAAGGCAUUGAAGUAUUCCAUUUUGCCAACUUCAGAAAGUAUUCUGGCAGAUGGUCACUGAAAUAUAUAUUUCAGCAUAAUAGAACAUGGUUGCUGUUUGCCCCCACUGUUACAGGAAAAAGUAAAAAUAUACAUUGUUUCUUUUUAACUGUAUAGUAUUUUAAAAGAAUGAAAAACAAUGGUGCAUUUGUCUGAAGAAAAAAAAUCAAUGAAAACUAUGGGUUUAAAUGGAUGGUGCUUGUUUUGUUGAAAUCUGAGUUGUAUAUCGCCUCUGUUAUGUUUAUUGAAAACAAACAAAAAAAAGUUGUUGUGCAUGAUGUGUUUAGCAGUCAUAAUGAUGUCCAUUUGUGAAAUGUGUAUCAAAAAAAAAAAAAAAAAAAAAAAAAAAAAUUAAAGAAAAAAAAAGAAAUCCGUAGAUGCACUUAUUGUACAUGUGGUUAGGUUAGUAGGUUUGACUUCAAGUUCUGACUGCCUUACAGAUGUUUGGGCAGGUUCUUAAUGACAUAGAAAAGACAUGUGGGAGAAGACAUAAUGAAAAACAAUAAAGGAUUGUAGAAUAAUAUUGAACAAUUCUGAAAUUGCAGUUCUUUUGAUGCUUGUGAUUAUUGCAGAUGUACUUUAGAGAAAUUUCAUUGAAAAGAUAUGACUCUGAUGUUAAUUCUGUAGAAUAGCAAUGUAUACCAAAUGUAAUCUUUCCAAUGCUAUGAAGAAUUUAUACAUGAAAUUGAUAUGCAAUAAAACCUGUGUGCUUUUUAA
Molecule: messenger RNA, 7641 nt
Organism: Melanotaenia boesemani (Boeseman's rainbowfish)
Lineage: Eukaryota; Metazoa; Chordata; Actinopteri; Atheriniformes; Melanotaeniidae
Gene: prdm16
Product: PR domain containing 16
Exons: 17
Coding region: 225-4475 (1416 amino acids)
Biological process (GO): regulation of transcription by RNA polymerase II
Cellular component (GO): nucleus
Molecular function (GO): RNA polymerase II cis-regulatory region sequence-specific DNA binding; protein binding; DNA-binding transcription activator activity, RNA polymerase II-specific
Source: RefSeq, a predicted model, not a curated record